This is a messenger RNA of Dacryopinax primogenitus, 765 nucleotides long. Its product is annotated as F-actin capping protein beta subunit. Gene Ontology annotation, biological process: cell morphogenesis; barbed-end actin filament capping. Gene Ontology annotation, cellular component: F-actin capping protein complex. The transcript has 4 exons. The record is from RefSeq and is a predicted model, not a curated record. Gene Ontology annotation, molecular function: actin filament binding. The annotation marks the transcript as partial. NCBI's taxonomy places the organism in Eukaryota, Fungi, Basidiomycota, Dacrymycetes, Dacrymycetales, Dacrymycetaceae.
AUCGACGCGCUUCUGGACCUGAUGAGGCGGUUGCCACCACAGCACGUCCAACAGAACCUCGACAAGCUCGUCCAGCUCGCGGCUGAGGACGCGGAGGAGCUCGUCUCCAGUGUGGAUGUCCCUCUGAGGAUCGCGACGUGCAAGCAGACGGGGAAGACAUAUUUGUGCUGCGAUUACAACAAAGAUGGUGAUUCUCACCGUUCCCCACAUUCGAAUGAAUACGACCCCCCCCUGCCAGACGGCACCUUCCCCUCUGUCAAACUACGCAAACUCGAAGUCUCCGCCAACGAAGCGUUUGACACCUAUCGCGAGAUGUACUUCGAGGGCGGGAUCAGCAGUGUCUACCUCUGGGACACCGACCCGGGCGCGUUUGCCGGUGUAGUGCUAUUCAAGAAACGUGUGUUUCCAAGCCCCGACAGCUGGGACUCGAUCCACGUCUUCGAAGCGCUCGAAAAGGGCCGCAUGGCAAACUACAAGCUCACGAGCACGGUAAUGCUCACCAUCUCCGCCCCUGGUUCGGAGGAAGGCGUGGUCAGUCUGAGCGGGAGCAUGACCCGACAACAGGAGCAGGACUUGCCUAUCACCAGCAUCCAGACGCAUAUUGCUAAUACAGGGCGGAUGAUCGAGGAUAUGGAACUGAAGAUGCGGAACCAGCUUCAGGAUGUGUACUUUGGUAAGACGAGGGACGUCGUUGGGGAGCUGAGGAGCGCCGUGGGGGAUGAAGAGGAGCGUAGGCGGCGGGAUCUGGCAAAGGAGCUUCAAGGG